Molecule: messenger RNA, 1680 nt
Organism: Equus quagga
Lineage: Eukaryota; Metazoa; Chordata; Mammalia; Perissodactyla; Equidae
Product: NXPE family member 2-like
Exons: 6
Source: RefSeq, a predicted model, not a curated record
AUGAUGGAGAAGAUAUUCCUCCACAGGUUCCUCACUUCGUUUCCAAAUGCCAUAGCUCGUAAAUUAUCGCUGAUGUUGGUAUUUAUCUUAGUUUUCUGGGUCAUUUACUUGGUUUCAAAGGACCACACAAAGUUCUUAUUCGGCUUGAGAAGCCCUAUCACCCUGAGUCAAUGGAACGUCUUCAGAAAGUCCACACACCCUGAAGCGCCACUGGAUCCAGCAGUUUCACCAACAGAGACUGAGCUGAGAAUAAAGGGAAUCAUGGAGAAACUCGGCCAGCUGGUCCCACCCAGACCCUUCACUCACGUGAACACCACCACCAGUGCCGCACACAGCAGAGCUACCCUCCUCAACCCUCAAGACACACACUGCAAAGGGGAUCAGCUAGACAUCGUGCUGCAGGUGAGGGACCACCUGGGACGCAGGAAGGAAUAUGGCGGGGAUUUCCUGCAGGCCAGGAUGUCCUCCCCCGCCCUGCAGGCAGGCGCUUCAGGAAAGGUGACAGACUUUAACAACGGCACCUACCUUGUCAGCUUCACUCUGUUCUGGGAGGGCCAGGUCUCUCUGUCUCUCCUGCUCAUCCACCCCAGUGAAGGGGUGUCGGCUCUCUGGAGGGCAAGGAACCAAGGCUGUGACAAGGUGAUCUUCACGGGCCACUUUGCCAAUGGUACCUCCCGGGUCCUCUCUAAAUGUGGCCGGAUCCUCAGUUCAAGCGCUGAACUGUGCAAGUACCUGGAUGAUCGAGACCAAGAAGCUUUCUACUGCGUGAGGCCUUCGCAUGUUCCUUGUGAGGCCCUAACCCAUGUGACCACCAAGAAUGGAAACAUUUCCUAUCUUAGAAAGGCAGAACGGAGCCUUUUCCACAGGUCCAACAUGGGGGUUGAAAUGAGGAAGAACUUCACCUCCAUUGAGGUCUUAUCAUGUAACCAGAGUAAGAACAUAGAAACGAAAUGUAAGAUUGGAGUGAAGACUCUUUUCCCCAGUGGUUAUGCUAUGAGAAAAAGGUGGAUUACAGCAUUUUGCAAACAGAUCGAGUUGAAUGAAACAAACAAUAUAAAUGACUGCUUGAAGAGAAAACUUAUCUACCUCAUGGGAGACUCAAGACUGCGUCAGUGGAUUUACUACUUACAAAAAGUGGUGAAAACCUUAAAAUAUUUUGAUCAUCAUGGAACUGGGAUCUUUAAAACCUACAUGCUUCUGGAUACUGAAAGACACAUUUUGAUUUAGUGGAAAAAGCAUGGUCAUCCAUUUAUUACCAAAAAUCUGUUCUCGGUGAAAGAUGAAAACUACAUUCCAUGGGAAAUUGACCGGGUAGCAGGAGACAGUGACACAGCCAUUGUCAUUACCCUCGGCUAGCACUUCAGACCCUUUCCCAUCCACAUUUUCAUCCGUAGGGCCAUCAAUAUUCAAAAGGCCAUUGAACAUCUGUUCUUGCAAAGCCCAGAGACCAAAGUGAUCCUCAAAACUGAAAACACCAGGGGGAUAUAUCUAAAUGCAGAGAUGUUUAGUGACUUUCAUGGCUACAUUCAGAAUAUUAUCAUGAGGGACAUUUUUGUGGAUCUCAAUGUGGGUAUUAUUGAUGCCUGGGAUAUGACUAUUGCAUAUGGCACUAAUAAUGCCCAUCCACCUGAUUAUGUGAUUGGAAAUCAGAUUAACGUGUUCUUGUACUAUACUUGCUAG